CGCGCGGAGCUGAGCUGGUGACUGCAUCUUCCUUGUCUUCUCUGAGCCAUAGUCCUAAACUCCGGCCUCCCUGUCCCCCACUUUUCAGCUGCCACGCAGGCACUUGCUCGGGACCCCAGUAUACCAUAAUUGAAGAAAGAUGAUGGAAGAGAGUGGAAUAGAGACAACGCCACCUGGGACUCCUCCACCAAAUCCUGCAGGACCGGCUGCUACUGCUAUGAAUUCUACACCAGUUCCGUCAGCUGCAACCAGUUCUUUUUCUUCUCCAAAUGUGUCCUCGGUGGAGUCCUUGCCGCCGCAUGUGUGUUCUACUCCUCUGCCGUCCCUUCCUCCUGUGGGGCCUUCGGCAUCGUUACCUUUUGUGUCUCCUUCACCAGUUCCUUCUGUUCCACCACUUGUAACUACUUUACCACCUCCUGUUUCUCAGUCAACGCCUGUUGCCUUUAGUAGUCCUCCUUUACCCAACUUUUCCCCUUCUGCCCCUAGUGCUCUUUUAUCUGCACCCUCUUCGGGUCCUCCUAUAUCAGGAUUUUCUGUUGGUUCGACUUAUGACAUUACAAGGGGACAUGCAGGAAGAGCUCCCCAGACGCCCCUGAUGCCGUCAUUUUCUGCACCUCCAGUAGCAGGUAUUAUGCCACCUCCUAUUACUCAGCAAGCCAGUUUGACAUCUCUGGCACAGGGAACUGGAACCACAUCAGCCAUUACUUUCCCAGAGGAACAAGAAGAUCCUAGAAUUCAUAGAGGUCAGGAUGAAGCAUCUGCUGGUGGAAUCUGGGGUUUUAUUAAGGGUGUGGCUGGGAAUCCUAUGGUGAAAUCUGUGCUAGAUAAGACAAAACAUUCAGUAGAAAGCAUGAUUACAACGCUGGAUCCUGGCAUGGCUCCAUAUAUCAAAUCUGGAGGUGAACUGGAUAUUGUAGUAACCUCAAAUAAAGAAGUAAAAAUUGCUGCUGUCCGGGAUGCCUUCCAGGAGGUUUUUGGCUUGGCUGUGGUUGUAGGGGAAGCUGGACAGUCCAGUAUUGCCCCACAGCCAGUGGGCUAUGCAGCUGGAUUAAAAGGUGCCCAGGAGCGGAUAGAUAGCUUGCGUCGAACUGGAGUGAUCCAUGAAAAACAGACUGCUGUGUCAGUAGAAAACUUCAUCGCAGAAUUGCUGCCUGACAAAUGGUUUGACAUUGGUUGUUUAGUAGUUGAAGAUCCUGUGCAUGGCAUUCAUCUAGAAACAUUUACACAAGCCACACCAGUGCCUUUGGAAUUUGUACAGCAGGCUCAAAGUCUAACUCCCCAGGACUACAAUCUAAGGUGGUCAGGCCUUUUGGUGACAGUGGGUGAAGUUCUGGAAAAGAGUUUACUAAAUGUCAGCCGGACUGACUGGCACGUGGCUUUUACUGGCAUGUCUCGUCGACAGAUGAUCUACAGUGCAGCCAAAGCAAUAGCAGGCAUGUAUAAACAGCGCCUACCACCUAGGACCGUGUGAGAGAACACCUGUCUAGGAUACUGAGACUUUUCCUCACUUUACCUUGAUGUUGAAAAAGAGAUUGUACCUUAUUAAAUUGAAUAGCUUCAGUGAAUCCAGCAGUUUGUAUAAUUUUCCUAUAGGCUACAAUUUUUGUUUUUCUAGAAAGGCAUGGUGUCAUUCAAAAAGAUGAAAAGAAACAAAUCCUUUUUAUAAUCCUGUAAUUUCAUAUAUCGUAGUUCUCAAAAAAGAAUAUAUACAAAUACAUUUAUAGCACAAUUUAAUGUACCAAAUUUAUAAAGCAGAAAAUUCAUGUGCAGAGACAUUUAACUUAAUAAUAUGUACUUGAUUGUUUUGUUGUUUAAAGACAUAAAGAACGUGUUUAUUGAAUAUUCUUUAAAAGCUUCGUUUCUUUUUGCUUGCUCUUCCCUGUGAACCUUUGAAGCGUUUUGUGUGUGCACGUGUUCUCAGGCCUGCAGCUGAGCUGUGUGCUCAACAGUUGACCUUAAGACACCUGCUUGUAGGGAGGUGGCGCUCAUUUCUUGGCAUGUUUUUAACAAUAAUGGGCCAAAAUAACGGAAUUGAGCAUUUUCUUUUUUGUCGUCAUGUACACAUGUGAGGGGUCUUUAAAAAGUUUGUGGAAAGAUUCGUGUUAUCUUUUAAUUACACUUUUCCGUGAACUUUUUGAAGUACCCUCAUAUAGUCUGGAAAAUUAUACUGUUUUCUUUCUUUUAAAAUAAUUUUUGGCAUUUCACAGAUUUAUGCUAUGAACAGUGGGGUAAUACAUUUUAUGUUUUCAUUGGUAUGUGACAGCCAAGGGGCAGAUCAUUCAAGUGUAUUUUAAAUCAGAAUUACUCCUGUUAUUUUUGUAUGAUACUAUUCAGUACUUCAAGAAUAAACUCUGACAACAGCCAUUGUUUCUGCUUCCACUCAUGUUCUCCAAACGAUAAUAGAGAAAUUUUUGAGAGGGGAUGACUUCGUUGCUUAUGGAAUGGUAUGCCUCUUACUCUAAUUAAGAUUACUUCUUAUUUAGUUUGCCUUAAACCCUACUUUUCUAACUUCGUGCCAUUCUGCCUUUACUUUUUAUGGAUGUUUUCAAAGGAACUAUUUUGUAUUU
Cynocephalus volans (Philippine flying lemur) is the source of this 2567-nucleotide messenger RNA. It is a transcript of the gene PRRC1, whose product is annotated as proline rich coiled-coil 1. The coding region runs from base 140 to 1471 and encodes 443 amino acids. Gene Ontology annotation, cellular component: cytoplasm. The record is from RefSeq and is a predicted model, not a curated record. Lineage: Eukaryota; Metazoa; Chordata; Mammalia; Dermoptera; Cynocephalidae. Gene Ontology annotation, biological process: activation of protein kinase A activity. Gene Ontology annotation, molecular function: protein kinase A regulatory subunit binding. The transcript is spliced from 9 exons.